Paramecium octaurelia is the source of this 1125-nucleotide messenger RNA. The record is from the annotation of a GenBank genome assembly. NCBI's taxonomy places the organism in Eukaryota, Ciliophora, Oligohymenophorea, Peniculida, Parameciidae.
AUGUAGAUUUUAACCAUUAUAGGCGUAGUUGUAUCAACUACUUUUGGUGUAUUUUUUAUAAGUGGGUGUGGAGCUUAUCUAACCCAUAAAAAAGUUAUCACAAAAUAACUCACAAGCUAACUUUCUAGUUUAACAGAGCAUUUAUUUAUUCCAACUUUAAUUUUUACCAAUUUUCUAAAGAGUCUCACCCUGGAAAUACUACACCAAUAUAUCCCGUGUAUGAUCAUCACCUUAUUAUGUUUUAUUUUUGGAUAUUUACUUGGUACUCUUAGUAAUAAAUAUUGGAUUAAGGAGAAAGCACUGAAUUCAGUUAUAAUUUUAGCUUCAGCCAACCCGCAAACUACCAAUUUACAAUUAUAACUAUGUUAUGGUCUGAGCAAGUGGUUUGCCAUGAUGACUAAUUAACCUGAAAAAUAAGUUGAAACUACACUUAUCACUACUGUGAUUAUUUAAACCGUUAUCAUGACCUCAAUCAGAUGGACUAUAGGAAGAAGCAUUUUACAAUAAUAGGAGAUGGAACUAGAAAUGACAAAUCUAUCCGAACCAUAGUCUCAAUGUUUGAUGAUGCCUUUAUCAUCGUAAUUGCCAUUUAAGAGUGAAAAUGAUUUUUAAAAGAAGUCAUUUUGGAAUGCUCCUUUGACUGCAGCAGUAGUAUCAAUUGCUUGUAUAUGCGUCCCAAUAGUUUAAACUACCAUUCUGUCCAACCAAUUAAUUUACAAUACAAUAUUUGCACCACUUUAAACAAUAUCAAAAGCCACAUCUCCUAUUAUAUUGCUGAUUCUCGGAAGCAGUCUUUACGAAAUCUACAUGGGAAACUCAGCAAGCUUUGGAAAACAUUAAUCACUAUUAUACAUAGUAUUCAACAGAAUACUAUUGAUGCCAAUAAUUGGUAUGAUUAUAGUAAUAUUUGUACUGAGCCAAAAAAUAAUUGAUGAUAAAUGUUAAUUGUUUAUGCUAUUUCUAACAUUUUGUACUCCAUCAUCAAUUAAUAUACUAUUAUUAGCAAAAUAAUAUCAACAAUCAACUGAAGAAAUAGUGGCUAUUGUUUUAUUACACAGUUAUCUCUUAGCUAUAAUCACAUUGCCUUUAUGGAUGAUCAUAUAUUUGAUCAUAUUCAUUGCAUGA